Messenger RNA from Zonotrichia albicollis (white-throated sparrow), 4217 nucleotides. Lineage: Eukaryota; Metazoa; Chordata; Aves; Passeriformes; Passerellidae. The record is from RefSeq and is a predicted model, not a curated record.
AUGAAGAUCCUGGAGGUGGGGCAGACCAGGAGGCUCCAGGUGCCCGUGCUGGCCCCUUGCUCUGGUGUAAAUGUUCGCCAUGCAGCGCUGUGUGUCCCCUNGGGCAAGGACCCCACCUUCGACACCAUCACCUACGAGUGGGCUCCCCCCGGCCUCACCCAGAAGCUGGUAAGGGCACCCGGGGGGCUGGGAGCAGAGCUGUGCCCUGCAGUGGGGUGUGGGGAGAAACAGGAGCCCGUGUGUGCCUCGGGGAGCAGGGGGUGCAGAGCACUCGUGUUUGGAGCGCUGUCAGUAAGCAGAGUAGGUGGGAGAGGGGGAUGGAAUGCCUUUGGGGUUUAUGGGUUUGUUUACAUUUCUAGGAGAAAGAGCAUCCCUGUGCUGCUGGAGGAGUCCUUGCCUGGGGAGUGGGCUCGCAGGCCCAUUCCCAGGGUCCCUCACAGUGUCUCUGAUGAAGAACAGCAGCCCAGCCCUGUUCCAGCAGCCUUGAGGAGCUUCCUGCCCCAGGAGGGAGGUGGGCAUCCCCCUGCCCACGCUGACCCCCACCCCUCCUCGCAGCGCUGCGAGGCGUGCCAGCAGCCCGUGCCCGGGGACUGCCCCGUGGUGUACGCCGAGCGCGCCGGCUACUCCCGCCUGUGGCACCCCGCCUGCUUCGUGUGCUGCCGCUGCGCCGAGCCCCUCGUGGACCUCAUCUACUUCUGGAGGAGCGGGGCCGCCUGGUGCGGGCGCCACUACUGCGAGAGCCUGCGGCCCCGCUGCGCCGGCUGCGACGAGAUCAUCUUCUCAGAGGACUACCAGCAGGUGGAAGGGCUGGCCUGGCACCACAAGCACUUUGCCUGCCUGGAGUGUGAGACGCUGCUGACAGGCAAACCCUUCACCCUGGCCAAUGCCAGCUUGCUGUGCAGCACCUGCAGCCAGAGCAGGGCCUGAGCAGGGCCAGAGGGGCUCCCACCUGGACUGGGGGCAUCAGGAAACACAGCACAAGGGGAAGGUUACCAGAUUUAAGAGUCUGACUGUUCACUUGCAAGCAACUCCUGUGCCCUGGCAUCCAGCACAGCGUGAGGAAGGUGUUUCCUUGGGGCCCUCUUGGAUCUGCCAGGGAGCCCUUGUGCCCACGUGUACCUGCCAGGAGCACCUGGAGAGGAAAGCAAAGGAGGGGCUGGGCUCUGCUGGCUUUUGUCAAGUCUGUCCAACCUUCUUAUGACUAAGAUCUUGCAACAGUCUUUUGGAAAUAACACAUCUCAGCAGUAACUUCUGGCAUACUAAACCUACAGUUGUGGUCAAAAACAAGGGGUGUUUGUGGUUUUUAAAUCCUUACUGGAAUUAGGCUAACAGGCUGCUGCCACUGUGCCAAGGCAGUGGGUUGGAGGAAUGUGAUCAGCUUGCUGAAAGCAAUGGUGUAAAAUUGCCACACGCAGCUGGGGCUUUGUCCUGUGCGACAAAAUAAACCAAGGAGUGGGCACAGAGGGCAAGGGGCUCACCCUGGUAAGAGGGCAGGGCAGGCUCUGCUGGUCACUGGCUGACUCAGCCCCUGGAGCUGCCACCCUGGGACUGGAAUGUAAAGAAUGUUGUGGAAAACAGCUUUAUCAGCUGUGCUGGGGGGCACAGUGUGUGUGUGUGUGUGUGUGUGUGUGUCUGUCCCUGGGAUGCUGCAGUGACCCUUCUUCCCUGCAAUACCUCAGUGACCCUUCCAGGUGCCAGGCAGCUGUACCUUCCUGCAUGGGGAGCACUGGGGAUACUGGGGUCCCGCUGGGCACAUUGGGGUCCUGCUGGGCACAUUGGGGUCCCGCUGGGGACACUGGGGUCCCACAGGAGCCAGGGGAGGGAGCAGGGCCAGGGUUUGAGGGGCAGACAGGGCUGAGCUCUCUGCCAGCCCCGUGGGAGGCACUCCUGCUGCGUUUGGGGACCCACAUGGACACACGAGCAUUUCAGAGCUGGGAUUUUCAGCAGAGCCCUGGUUUGGGGGUAACCCUCCCCUGUCCCUGCCUGGGGAGCUCUGGGGGAAAGGGGAUCCCUCCAGCCCAGGCAGGGCUAAAAGCCAGCCAGCCUCAGGGGGUGGCAUGGAGAAGAGGUGGUGCCAGGCUGCAGAGGAAUGCAGGUGGGAGCCUGGGCAAAUGUCAGAGCAGAGGCACAGGGAGAGCAGGGCUUUGGGGGCAGAGCAGGGCUUUGGGAGCAGAGCAGGGCUUUGGGGACAGCCCUGGGUGUCUCUGACAGGACGGGGGUCACUUUUACUUUAUUCAUAAUGAAAGACUCCAUGGAGACCUUGUAGAUCCCUUCCAGACCCACAGGGCUCCAUGAGAGCUGCAGAGGGGCUGUGGACAAGGCAUGGCGGUGGCAGCCCAGUGCAGCAUGUUCUGAGCUGUGAUUUUGUGAUCUAGAAAUUGUAAUUUGUGAAGUCCCUGCUCCAGCACACACUUACUGCCUUCAGGCUUUGGGACUGCUGGCACCUGCUCAAGCCCUGCAGGUAUUUCUGCAGCUCAUAAAAUACUGUCUGCUAAAGAAAUUUACUGCAAUUAAACAGCUUAACAAAAUCCUGUGCCUCUCCAGUGUCGGGAGCAAAAGCGUGAAAUUAAUGCAUCCAACAGCUCAGAACAUAUGGGAGCCUUUAGUGCUGAUACUGGAGAUGAAAUUCAGGGUGGCCACGGGCUGAUCCUCCCCAGCAAGGACAGCAUUUUAACUGGGGGGCUGCAGAGGGACAGAGCCCUUCCUGCCCUGGCAUGGCCAGGGCAGCCAGCACAGGGAAUUUGUGCCUCCUGUGGGAGCGUCCAGCUCCAGUUUAAACUCAAGAGUUCUGUGUAGUUGUUCUAAGUACAACUGACAGUACAUUUGAAUGUUCUUAAAACUUUAAAUAAAGUAUUUUGGAUAUAAAACCCCUUCACCUGCUCCCCCAGUGCUGACCCAGCCACGAGCAGGGGUGGGAGAGAGGGAGGGCAGAGCCUCCCUACAGAGAAAUAACCUCUGCCUGGGUAGAAGCCACAUUUCAGCAAAUGCUUUGCAAGCUGAAGUUUUUCAGAGUUAACUGCUCUGAAUCUGCAAAUAUUUGCAGUGCUGUCUCAUCUGUGGUCCCCCUUUUUUUGAAGAAAUUUUGCACUCUACUAGCGUGAGGAAGGCUACUGCAAUUAAGAUUGGGAGGGCAUAGGAGAGGGCUAUGAUGAGAUUGAUUAAGAGAGCGUAGUUAGUCGUGGGAGAUGGUUUGAGUUAAGCUAGGGAGAGGAUUUGAACCUCUGAGUUAAAUGCUUCUGGAACUGUGCAGAAAUUCCCUGUGUGAGGGGAACUGCAGUGGCUGUGUCCCUGCAGAGCCUGGCUUGGGGUGAGAGCAGAGCCCAGGCUGGGGCUGCCCUGGUGCUGCUCAGGCUCUGCUCUGCACCAUUCCAGCCAGAACCAUCAGCCUUCUCCCGCACAGCUUGUGUCCAAAGGCAGCUCUUUGCCUGGGUGCCUCCCCAGUGAAUGAUGCAGACCUGACUGAUUGGAAUGGAAGGGAUCCCUGUUACCUGCCUGGCUGUAACAAACAGCCAGAAAGAAGUUGUUGAUCCUGGGUAAAACUCAGUAAGAACCUGAUCCCGGGGUGGAGGACAAUCGCCUUAAACAGAAACUUUUAAGGGGCUUUAUUACACAGUCAAUUCUAAAAAGAUGUGAUUUCAGAUACCUGGAACUAAUAAACCUCAAAAUUCAGUGGCUGCGGGCGAGAAAAACAUAAACUAAGGCAGAGUGAGUUGGCUGUAUAAACACUACAAUAAAACUUGCUUAAAAGCCCCAGAGAGAAAAAUGCAGAGGUGAAAAAGCAACUAUUCAUGAAGAGAGGGUGCAUUUCAGUGGAAACUUCCUGAGACCUGCAGCAGCUGCUGCUUCAGGGCAGAGCUAAAGAAAGCCCCUGUGGCUGGGUGUUCUUCUGUAAAAAGUGAGGUUAUGUUUAUAUAAACCUAAUUUGAGCUUGAGUUUAUUUUUCAACUCCCUUUCUUCAGCCAAAUCACCAAAAAAUCACCCUCUCCACAGUGAGGGUUUUGUAGAUUGUUGCCUGAUUUCAAAAAAUUAUACAAAAAAAUGCUAACAUCACCUGGAGCAAACCAGGAACAACGGGAACUGUGUUUAACGUGGCUCCAGAGAAAGAUUGGUGCAGGGCCAGCUCACAGUGCCCUGUGUCAGUGCCCUGUGUCAGUGCCCGGCCCAGGGGUGGCAGCAGGAGCCUGUCCUGUGAAUUCCCCUGUCCCAGGGGCUGUGCU